CUUUACAGCCAGGUCUUCUCUCUGGUCCUCAGGUCAGCUGAGGAGGCGGGUCUGUGUUAUACUCAUUUAUGAGAGGAGGGAACUGAGGCUGCAGAGUUCGUUGGCAAAGCCAGUGACAGACCAGGGAUUGGAGCCCAGGGGGCUGGGUCCAGAGCUGACAUUCUUAUCUCAGUGCUCACUUAGGGGCUUUGCCAGCCCCAAACUUGGGGAUAGAGAUGAGGUCUUUCCAUCUGCCUUGGCCUUUUCUUCCUUGGUAUUUGGUAUUCGGUGACCUUAUGCCCUUGGUUUCUUCUGUCAAACCCAUUGUUCUGAAUUUAGUUGGCAUAAGGGUUCCCAAAGCGGAGUGGAGGUUUCAAAGUUUGAGCUGUGUUGGUGCCAGUCCCAGGUUCUUCUCUUUGGAAACUUUGAUAGGACUUAUAUUUUGGUAUUUUUCUUUUCCUUUGAAAUCCGGAAUGAAUCCGCUUUUUUCCUCUGACCUGUCAUCUCUGACCUGCCAUCACAAGGCACACAGGGGUCUGAGAGCAAGACCCUUAAGUAGGAGGUGUAAUGUGUGGGAUUGCGUGAGACAGUUUCUUGUGACACACCCAGAAUUGGCUCUCGGUGGCUUCCAGCUUCUGUAUGGCGGGUCCCCUCUUGUUCCCCAGGGCACAGCAGCGCAGAGUGUUGGGAUUACUGGCCAUUCUCUAAGGCUGCAGGGCCUAUGAGUAAUAGUGUCAAAGGAGGCGGAGGAAAAAGCUGCUUAAUAUAGAUGGUUACAGCCACCCAGACCCACCGGUAGGGCGGUAACAAGGCCUUUCUUCUGGUUUCCUCCCUGGGACCUAAGGCUUUGAAAGGCUGGAGUCAAGGAUCUUUCAGAGAAGAAUUCCUUCCCUAGUCCUGGGGUAGACAUACCAGGGCUCCUGCACUGGGCGAUUGGGAUGUCCCAGAGAUGAUUCCCCUGCCAGUCAGUGCCGCGGUCCUUUGCUGCUCGACAAAGACGCCUGCAAUUGGAAGGGUUCUGUGAUCCUCUGGCUUUAGAAUGGGCAAUGCUGUUGAAAAGCAGAAACCCCUGAGCCGAAGUCAUCUGUGCCCCUGGAGACAAGACUCGCAGCGUUCGCACCUCUCCUCCUUCACCAUGAAGCUGAUGGACAAAUUCCACUCACCCAAAAUCAAGAGAACUCCGUCCAAGAAGGGAAAGCCCACCGAGGGGUCCGUGAAGAUUCCAGAGAAGCCUGGCAACAAAGAGGCAAGAGACAGAUUUCUACCAGAGGGCUACCCUAUCCCCUUGGAUCUGGAGCAGCAGACAGUAGAAUUUAUGUCCACCAGUGCUGUGGCUUCCAGAUCUCAGAGGCAGAAGAACCUGAGCUGGCUGGAAGAGAAGGAGAAGGAAGUUGUCAGUGCCUUGCGCUACUUUAAGACAAUUGUGGACAAGAUGGCUAUCGAUAAGAAGGUGCUGGAGAUGCUUCCAGGGUCAGCCAGCAAGGUGCUGGAGGCCAUCUUGCCCCUGGUGCAGACCGACCCCCGCAUCCAGCACAGCUCAGCCCUCUCCUCCUGCUAUAACCGGGUGUACCAAAGUCUCGCCAACCUCAUCCGUUGGUCUGACCAGGUGAUGCUUGAAGGGGUGAACUCGGAGGACAAGGAGACAGUGACGACGGUGAAGGGCGUCAUCAAGGCCGUGCUGGAUGGAGUGAAGGAGCUGGUCAGGCUCACCAUCGAGAAGCAGGGACGGCCCUCUCCAACCAGCCCGGUGAAGCCCAGCUCCCCAGCCGGCAAGCCUGACGGUCCGCCCGAGCUCCCCCUGACAGACCGGGAGAUGGAGAUUCUAAACAAGGCCACAGGUGCGUCGCCCUCCACCGAGCUGCUCCCAGACUCUGCCGACGAAGAGGCUGCGCCCCCCAAGCCCCCCUUGCCUGGCAUUCGGGUGGUUGAUAAUAGUCCACCAGCAUUACCACCCAAGAAAAGACAGUCCGCCCCGUCCCCUACCCGCGUGGCCGUGGUGGCCCCCAUGAGCCGAGCCACCAGCGGCUCCAGCCUGCCUGUGGGAAUCAACAGGCAGGACUUCGACGUGGACUGCUACGCACAGAGGCGCCUGUCCGGAGGCAGCCGGUCGUGUGGCGGGGAGUCGCCCCGCCUGUCCCCCUGCAGCAGCACGGGCAAGCUCAGCCGAUCGGACGAGCAGCUCUCCUCCCUGGACAGGGACAGCGGCCAGGGCUCCCGGAACACAAGCUGUGAAACGCUCGAUCACUACGAUCCCGACUACGAAUUCCUCCAGCAAGACCUCUCCGACGCCGACCAGAUACCUCAGCAAGCGGCCUGUAACCUCAGCCCGCUGCCGGAGUCCUUGGGGGAGUCGGGCUCUCCGUUCCUCGGCCACCCUUUCCAGCUGCCUCUGGGCGGCUGUCCCCAGCCUGAGGGGCCCUUGGUCCCAGGGCAGCAGACGGAUACCCCACCCGCCCUUCCCGAGAAGAAGCGCAGGAGCGCCACCUCGCAGGGCACGGACAGCUCGGGCAGCAGGACGCCCUACGAGCGGCACCCCUCUCAGUACGACAACCUCUCGGAGGAAGACCUGCAGAGCCAGGCCCCUGGCCCGCCCGGCCCCUACCCGCCCUUCGCCUCCAUCCUCCCCUUCCAGCCCGCCGGCUUCACCGCCCCGGAAGCAGCCAGUGACCCGGAGAAGCCACCGCCUCUGCCAGAGAAGAAAAACAAACACAUGCUGGCCUACAUGCAGCUGCUGGAGGACUACUCGGAGCCACAGCCCUCCGUGUUCUACCAGACGCCGCAGAGCGAGCACAUCUACCAGCAGAAGAACAAGAUGCUCAUGGAGGUCUACGGCUUCAGUGACUCCUUUGGCGCCGGGGACACCACCCAGGAGCUGGCUCCACCGCCCGCCCUGCCCCCGAAGCAGCGGCAGCUGGCCUCCUUUGCUGCUUCUUCCUUCUCCUCUGUCUCCUACUGUGUCCAGCAAACUAAAGUGGCCUUCACCCCCGAGGACGGCAGUGCCACUCAGGGCCUCAGUGUGUCCGUGUCUAACUCCUUUCUCAGCCGGCACGGCAGCUUGCCCGUGCCCUCGUACAAAUCUGUGUUUAGGUCCUACUCGCAGGACUUCGCGCCUCACCACCACGCUUCCGUCCAACCUUUCCUCCCGCCUACCUCCUCCUCCUCUCCACACUUCCCACCCGUCCGCCCGUCUCCGAGCGCGGACGCGGCCGUGCCCGCCGCGGCCGGGCCGCCUCCCGGCACCGCAGACGGGCCUCUCUCGUCUCCUCAGGAGAGCAGCUGCCAUGGCCCUGCCCACCUUUCCUCCGAAACCUCUUUCACUGACUCGAGUACAAACGCCAGUGAGGAAACUGGCGAGGGGGACUAUGUCAGUCUGUGUUCCUCUGGCCAGAGCAGCGAGGAACUGGGCCCCCCUCGAGGAGAGCCAGCGGCCGGGAAGGACGGACACCCCAGGGACCCCUCGACGGUCGGCACACCCGGGAAGGACAGCAGAGAUGGCGGAGAGAGGGCCCCCAAGUCCCCAGAUGCUCUGGAGCCUCAGUCAGAAGAGGAAGUGGACGAGCUGUCACUCAUUGACCACAAUGAGAUUAUGGCCAGGCUGACGCUCAAGCAAGAGGGUGACGACGGGCCGGACGUGCGUGGAGGAUCCGGGGACAUCUUGCUGGUCCACGCUACUGAGACAGACAGAAAAGACCUGGUGCUGUACUGCGAGGCCUUCCUGACCACCUACCGCACCUUCAUCAGCCCCGAGGAGCUCAUCAAGAAGCUACAGUACCGCUACGAGAAGUUCUCGCCCUUCUCGGACACGUUCAAGAAGCGUGUCAGCAAGAACACGUUCUUCGUGCUGGUGCGGGUGGUGGAUGAGCUCUGCCUGGUGGAGCUGACGGAGGAGAUCCUGAAGCUGCUCAUGGAGCUGGUCUUCCGCCCUGGUGAGCAGCGGGGAGCUGAGUCUGGCCCGCGUGCUGCGCAAGAACAUCCUGGACAAGGUGGAACCAGAAGAAGCUGCUGCGCUGCGCCAACUCCGACCAGCCCCUGGCGGCCAGGGGCGUGGCGGCCAGGCCGGGGACCUUGCACCGGACUUCCACAGCCACGAAAUCGCCGAGCAGCUGACGCUGCUGGACGCGGAGCUCUUCUAUAAGAUCGAGAUCCCAGAGGUUUUACUUUGGGCCAAAGAGCAGAAUGAGGAGAAGAGCCCCAACUUGACGCAGUUCACAGAACACUUCAACAACAUGUCCUACUGGGUCCGCUCCAUCAUCAUGCUGCAGGAGAAGGCCCAGGGACCGGGAGC
Molecule: messenger RNA, 4264 nt
Organism: Perognathus longimembris pacificus (Pacific pocket mouse)
Lineage: Eukaryota; Metazoa; Chordata; Mammalia; Rodentia; Heteromyidae
Gene: Rapgef1
Product: Rap guanine nucleotide exchange factor 1
Exons: 23
Coding region: 1019-4114 (1031 amino acids)
Source: RefSeq, a predicted model, not a curated record